CAUGUGUGAAGUCUGUAUAGGGAGGGCUAUAAAAGCUGUGUUUGUCCAGCCUCACAGACAUUUUGACGGACGCAGUCAGGAACAGACAGACAGGAUGCAUAUGGACCUGGUGUGGCUGGCCGUGGUGUCUCUCUCCUUACCCCUGAUCUCAGAAUGCGCUCCACUCUACAUUAUGUCGGCCCCUAACCUCCUGAGGGUGGGUACGCCAGAGAACGUGUUUGUGGAGGCACAGGACUAUAAUGGUGGAGAUAUUUAUGUGCAACUUAUGGUGAAAGACUAUCCACGAAAGACCAGAGGCAUAGCGGUCAAAGAUGUUGUUCUGACUGCAGCCAACAACUAUCAACUUCUAACAAGCAUAGAGAUUCCAAACUCAAAAGAUUUGUUUGGUGAGGAUCCCCUGGAGAAGCAGUAUGUUUACCUGCAGGCCCAGUUCCCUGGCAGUUUGCUGGAGAAAGUGGUACUGGUCUCCUUCCAGUCUGGCUAUAUAUUCAUUCAGACUGACAAGACCAUUUAUACCCCAGAUAACACAGUCCUCUACAGGCUUUUUUGUGUGAAUCCUGGAUUACAACCUUUGACAACUAAAAUCUCUGUGGAAAUAAUGACCCCAGACAAUAUUGUCAUAUACAGACAAUUCAUGUCUGCAAACAAAGGAGUUGGGUUUGGAAGGUACCAACUUCCCGAAAUCACUAGCUCAGGGACCUGGAAAGUGGUAGCACGUUUUAGUGAUUCUCCACAGAAGAGUUUUACUGCUGACUUUGAAGUUAAAGAAUAUGUGUUGCCCAGUUUUGAGGUUACUCUGAAGCCCAGCAAGUCCUUCUUCUACAUUGAUGAUGUAGAGCUUAAAGUUCAAAUACAGGCUAAAUAUUUGUAUGGAAAUGAGGUGACAGGAACAGGUUUUGUGGUGUUUGGAGUGAUGUCAUAUGAGAAGAGAACUCUUCCUGGAUCCCUACAGAGAGUAGAGAUCAGAAAUGGCUUAGGGGAGGCUGUACUGAAGAGAAGCGAUAUCCAACAGACCUUCCCUAACAUUGCUGAGCUUGUUGGGCAGACCAUAUACAUAACUGUCAGUGUAUUAACAGAAGCUGGCAGUGACAUGGUAGUAGCACAAAAGGAUGGCAUUCAGAUUGUGACAUCACCAUACACCAUUCAGUUCAAGGGAACUCCCAAAUACUUCAAACCUGGAAUGCCAUUUGAUGUCUCGAUCUAUGUAACCAAUCCUGACCAAUCACCAGCAAGAGACAUUGAAGUGGUGGCUCAGCCUGGUGGAGUCAGUGCUAGAACCAAACCAAAUGGGAUGGCAAAGCUCACGGUCAACGCUGAGGGAGGAUCCUCCAAACUGGACAUCUAUGUCAAGACUAACGAUCCACGGCUUACGGAUGCUAGACAGGCGAACAACCACAUGUCUGCCUUAGCUUACACAACUAAAGGCGGCUCCCAAAACUACCUGCACAUUGUGGUACAAGCCACAGAACUCACUGUUGGAGAUCAAUUCAAGGUCAUCCUCAUGCUGAGUAGCAGUCUGAGGAGCCAGGAGCAUGAUUUGACUUACAUGAUUCUCAGUAAAGGACAGAUUGUGAAAGUUGACAAAUUUAAGAGGAGGGGCCAGGCUCUGGUGACUUUAUCUUUGACAGUGACAAAGGACAUGGUUCCUGCUUUCCGUCUGGUGGCGUAUUACCACGUGGGUUCCUCGGAGGUUGUGUCUGACUCGGUCUGGGUUGACGUGAAGGACACCUGCAUCGGAGCGCUGAAAGUGGAAGAUAUUCGUACGAGGUACACAUACAAUCCUGGUAGACCUUUCAGUCUGAAGAUCACUGGAGACCCUGAGGCCAAGGUUGGGCUGGUGGCUGUGGAUAAAGGAGUCUAUGUGCUCAACAACAAGAACAGACUCACCCAAACCAAGAUCUGGGACAUCAUUGAAGAACAUGACACUGGUUGUACGGCUGGUAGUGGUAAAGACAGUAUGGGAGUUUUCUCUGAUGCAGGACUGCUGUUUGAGUCCAAUACUGCAGGAGGCACUGACUCCAGAACAACAGCACAGUGUCCCAGGCCUUCAAAGAGGAGACGCCGUGAUGUCGCUAUUGUGGAGAUGACAAACAGACUGGCGGAUAAAUACUCAGGCCUGUCGAAGCAGUGCUGUCUGGAUGGAAUGAGAGAGAAUAAACUGGGCUACACAUGUGAGAGGAGGUCAGAGUUCAUCAUUGAUGGGGACGAGUGUGUGAAGGCUUUCAUUCACUGCUGCAAGGAAAUGUCCACUCGCAAACAAGAGGCCAAGGAUGAACAGAUGCUUCUCGCUCGCAGUGUUGAACGGGAUGAGGUUGUCGGGGGCGAGAGGACAAAAGGUCAGGUACCUGGUAAACGAGUCAGCAGACACACAGCUGAGACAGAUGAGAACAAUGAUGAAUUCUUUACAGAUUCUGACGAAAUCAUAUCACGUACUCAGUUCCCAGAAAACUGGCUUUGGGAAGAGAUUCUACUUCCACAAUGUCCAGACAACAAGCCAUGCUCCAUUUCACAGAACAGCAUUCUGAGAGAUUCCAUCACCACCUGGGAAAUCACAGCUAUCAGCCUGUCUCCAUCCUUUGGUAUCUGUGUGGCAGACCCCUAUGAGAUGGUUGUUAUGAAAGAUUUCUUCAUUGAUCUGAAGUUGCCUUAUUCAGCUGUGCGCAAUGAAGAAGUAGAGAUCAAAGCCAUCCUGCAUAACUACAAUGACUAUGACCUUGAAAAGGUGCGAGUGGAGUUGAUGAAGACUGAAAAUGUGUGUAGUUCUGCCAGCAAGACGGGCAGAUAUCGCACCUACGUAAAGGUGAAUAAAAUGUCUACCCUUGCUGUGCCUUUUGUCAUCAUCCCGAUGGAACUGGGCGAGCACUCUAUCGAAGUGAAAGCCGCUGUCUCAGAUAGUAUAAGCACAGACGGCAUCAGGAAGCAACUGCGUGUGGUGCCUGAAGGUGUGUUAACCAAGCUUGAAGUGAAGAAUCUGGAAUUGAACCCAGCUAAACAUCAAGGUGGUCAACAGGUUGAGUUUAUUGGGAGAGAUCCUCUUACAGGACAGGUUCCCAACACCCCAGCUAAGAAACACAUAACAGUGAGAGGUAAAGAGAUCAGCCAGACCCUUGAGCAGGCAAUCAGUGGAGACUUCAUGGGCUCCCUCAUCGUCCAGCCAGUUGGCGACGGAGAACAAAAUAUGAUUUACAUGACCCUUCCCGUCAUCGCCACGCACUACCUGGACAACACCAAGCAGUGGGACCGUGUGGGACUGAACCGCAGAAAUGAGGCCAUAAAACACAUCACCACAGGUUACAAGAAUGAGCUUGCCUAUUGUAAACCAGACGGUUCUUAUGCUGCGCAGAUCGACAGAAAAAGCAGUACAUGGCUGACGGCAUAUGUGGCCAAAGUUUUCACUAUGGCCAGUGACCUCAUCUCCAUCGAGGUAAACGUGAUCUGCAGCGCCCUCAAGUGGCUGAUUCUGAAUGCACAGCUUCCUGAUGGCAGGUUCAAAGAAGAUGCUCCUGUAAUCCAUGGAGAGAUGGUGGGCAACGUGCGAGGGAAAGAUGCUGAUGUGUGUCUGACAGCGUUUGUGCUCAUCGCUAUGCAGGAGGGCAGCAAGUUCUGUGAAGGCACUACUGGCCAGGUCUUAUCCAGCAGUAUGGGGAAAUCCGUUUUAUAUUUGGAACGUCAGUUACAGGAUUUGACAAACCCUUAUAGUGUUGCAAUUGUAUCUUGUGCCCUGGCCAACGCAGGACAACUCAAUAAAUACUUUCUAAUGAGGCACUCAACUCAAACACAAGAUGGCAUUUACUGGGAAGUCCCUGGUGCCCAUCAUUUCACACUAGAGGCCACAGCCUAUGCCCUGUUAGCGCUGGUCAAAGCCAAUUACUUUGACAAAGCAGGACAGGUAGUUCACUGGCUGAACAGACAGCAAACUCACUAUGGAGGAAGUGGCACCACACAGGCAACCAUUAUGGUGUUCCAGGCUGUGGCAGAAUACCAUGUACAAGGGAAGAAGCAGCAAGAUAGAAAUCUAGAUGUGGAAAUUCAGAUUUCUGGCAGACAUAGACCCAUCAAAUGGUCCUUUAACAGUGAAAACUCCCACUUGCUACGCUCAGACAGGUUCCUGAUUGACCAGAACCUCACUGUUGUUGCCACAGGAACUGGCACUGCAGCUGUUUCAGUAUCAACUCUGUACUACACCAAACCUGUUACAAAGGAGAGUGACUGCAGACAUUUUGAACUAGAAGUGACAAUGGUCAAACAAGCUGAUGUAUCUUAUCCUGGCGCAAUAGAAACAUACCAGUUGAGCAUUGAAGUAUUAUAUAAGUCUACAGAAAGAGAUGCCACUAUGUCCAUUGUGGAUGUAGGUUUUCUGAAAGGCUUUGUUGUGGACCAGAACGAUUUGACCGAGCUAAUGACUGGACGAGACAGGUACAUCCAGACGUUUGAGAUGGAUAAACAGCUGUCUGAAAGAGGUUCCCUCAUCAUCUACCUGGAUAAGGUCUCUCAUAAGCACAGAGACAAGAUUGUUUUCAGGGUUCACAAAGUAAUGGUGGUGGGUCUUCUUCAACCUGCUGGAAUCACUGUGUAUGAAUACUAUUCUCCAGAGCGUUGUGUGAAGUUCUACAGUCCUUAUAAGCAAGACAGCCACGUUAACAGAAUAUGCCACAACGACGUGUGUCGUUGUUCUGAAGAAAACUGCAGUUCACAAAAGAGAGAGAAAGUGGACGAACGAGAGCGUGAAGAAAAAGCUUGCGCUGGUGGCACGGAUUACGUUUACAAAGCUACAGUGGAAACAACAGAAUUCACCACUAACAGGGACAUAUUCCGCAUGAAGAUUGAUAAUGUUGUAAGAGAAGGCGCUGACGUUAGUGUGAACGGCAACAUCCGUGAAUUUGUAGCUCACUCUAACUGCAGAAUGCCCCUCAGCCUGGAGAAGGGGAAGAGUUACCUGAUCAUCGGACAUUCCUCUGAUGUGACGAGGACUGAGGGAGGAUGGCAGUAUUUACUGGGUGAGAAGACAUGGGUUGAGUACUGGCCCACUAGGGAGGAAGGCCAAACUCCAGAGUUCAUAGAAAGAUUCAGAGGCAUCGCAGGACUGGUCGACAUGCUCAUGAACAUUGGAUGCAGCAUUUAAGAUGUGUCAUCAUUUUUGAGCUGUUUGUUCUAUUAUUCUUCCUACUCCCUCUUUAUUUGGUUGAGUUAUAGUUUGUAAACACAAUGGCUUUGACGAAGCCCAAAUUGGAACAAUGCUUAACUACCAGUUUUGCUGUAGAUACAAAUGAACACAACGUGUAUCAGAACAGAAUCUGAAAAAAAAACGCUAAUAUCUUGCAAGCCAAACUCAAACUGUUUCGUGGCUAAAGAAAUCUAGAAAACUCAUUUCAGAAUUUUGAUUUGAUUUUUGUUUUAAUUUUUCUGCCUUUCUUUAUAAUUGUUGAAAUGUCGUUGUUAUUUUCUAUGUGUUUUACAAGUGUCAAUCAAGUUUACACAGCUGUAAACUCAAACACUUUACACAUUUCUUGUCCGUGAAAUAUUAUUUACACGAACAACAUACACAGUAAAUAAAGAAAGAUUCACUCAAACCUGA
Molecule: messenger RNA, 5575 nt
Organism: Chanos chanos (milkfish)
Lineage: Eukaryota; Metazoa; Chordata; Actinopteri; Gonorynchiformes; Chanidae
Product: complement C3
Exons: 42
Coding region: 2-5122 (1706 amino acids)
Cellular component (GO): extracellular region
Molecular function (GO): endopeptidase inhibitor activity; protein binding
Source: RefSeq, a predicted model, not a curated record